GCGCGGCGUCUCGGGGCUGCCCCAGGGGGCCGGCCUCCUCCUCCUCCUCCUCCCUCUACCGAAGGCAGGACCGAAAGCCGCCGCCGCUGCCGAUCCACAUCGCAGGCAAGACUCCGCCAGGCUCAGCUUCGCUCCAAAGGCUCCCCCAGUCAAGAUUUUGUGAAAAGAGAAGAUGGGGUCCGGCUGUCUGAAGGUCACAAAGUACUUCCUUUUCCUCUUCAACCUCCUUUUUUUUAUCUUGGGUGCUGUGAUCCUUGGCUUUGGAAUAUGGAUUUUGGUUGACAAGAGUAGCUUCAUUUCAGUUCUACAGACCUCCUCAUACUCAUUAAAGGUUGGGGCAUAUAUUCUCAUCGGAGUUGGGUCUGUCACAAUGUUGAUGGGUUUCCUUGGUUGUGUUGGAGCAGUCAAUGAGAUUCGAUGUCUCUUGGGGCUGUACUUUACCUGCCUGCUGUUGAUCCUAAUAGCCCAGGUAGCAGCCGGUCUGCUCAUCUACUUCCAGCGGAGUGCACUCAAAGCAGAAAUGGCAGGGAUUGUUGGUGACCUUAUCCAGAAUUACAACCCUUAUGAUGAAAGCAAUAGGAACCUUGAGACUGCAUGGGAUUAUGUCCAGACACAGCUGUCUUGUUGCGGAUGGGCUGGACCAGAAAAUUGGAAAAACAAUACAAUUCUGCAGGAAAAAAAUGAGACAUCCUACCCUUGCUCUUGUAGCAAUGACUCAGUUGACCCAGCGGCAGAGGUGGGCUUCUGCCCUUUGGAAAAUACUCCCAACACCACCACAUUUGAGAGCUGGCCAGUUAAAAAGCAGGGGUGUAUGAAAGGUGUGCAGAACUGGUUAAAGGAGAACCUCGGCAUCAUUCUUGGAGUCUGCACAGGUGUUGCUGUCAUUGAGCUCCUGGGAAUGGUGCUCUCGAUCUGCCUCUGCAAGAAUAUACACACUGAAGAGUACACCAAAGUGCCCAAGUACUGAGAGACUGUUGGCCUUACGAGCGGCCCCAGAGCAAACGCAACAUUUGCUUCCUUCUCAUACUCAGACUGUCUUCAUCAUUCACCAUUCCUCCUUUGACACCCAGCAUUGCUGCAGAUCAUUUGGGCUGUGCUGUAGCCAUGGAUUUUCUAAGGGAUCAGGGGCUUGGGCCAGUCCCUUCAUCAGUUUUGACUCUUCUAUGAAGCAGGCCAUUUAAAUCUUACUCAACUCAUGUGAUGUCCUGCAAUUGUACUGCCAGCACUAUGCUUAGAGAUAGCCUCUUUCUUAUUUUUAUCCACUUCUGACCAUUGUGAGAUGCCUCAGAAUGCUCCCCUUUUCCUCUUGUUUUGAAGCUCUUUGCUUCCAUUGAUAUAUGUACAUAACUAAUUAUUUUCCAGGGCAGUGGGUACUUUUGGUGGCUUGGGGGUUUCUUGUGAAUACAUACAUGGUAGAAAGGAGAAUCCUGUCUCUGGUUCUGUCUUGUGUUCCCCGAUGUUAUUAGAUAACAACUCCCACAACCAAUAGUUAUGGUUAGUGGGAAUUGUACUCCCAACAAUAUCUGGAGACCCACAGAUGAGAACCACUAGUCUAGUUAAUCUGAUGUCUCUGUCUGGUUUGGUGUCACUUCCUCGAAUCUAUUGAGUUGUCUUUUGAAAUUGCGUUUGCAUUGUUGGCUAUAUUUUCCCCAUUACACACACACAGCAAAGAUCUUCAAUCACCAACUGCUCAAUCGUUGACAUUAGUCAGGUUAAAUAUUGAUCCAGACACAAGCUUAAGAUUUCAGCCGCUAUCCUAGGGUCAAAGAGUGUGUGGCCCAUUAGGAAUGUUGGAUUUCUUUCGUCUCUGCCACAUACGUCCUCCCUUCAUUUACCUUGGAUACACUUUAGAGACUGCAUGUGUAUAGCAUGAGUGAGUCUGCACAGGUUCACCAGUAUAUGUUCUUGGGUUGCCAACUUUUAUAGAAGCGGUGAUUGAGAUUAUAUAUUUUUGUCCCAGUAUGAUUCUUAUGUAGUUCUAGUCUCUCUUUGUCAUGGUGAAAGGAUCCCUAGAGUUGAUGUCUUGUACUGUGGAUGGUGGGCAGCACUUGUUCUGGAGCAUUAGAAUACCUUUGCUGACGAAAGCAAUGGAUCUUCCCUGUUGUCUUGCACCUUGUCUUGGAAAUUGCUACAGUUGCCAGCAGAUCCAGAGGCAAAUACUAUGAGAUUCUCUGUAAUGAAGAAGCUUUUGAACCUAGCAGCUGUAGCAAGUUCUUUUUGUGGAGUGAUUGUACAGAGGGCAGUACGGUCUUGCAAAUGAAAUUCCUUAGGAAGAGAGAAAUGCCUAUGAGAAAAUAGGGAUCACAUUCGGAUCAGCAACUGUCUGUAUAGCAGUGAUUCUUGUAAAGAGAGCUUCCACUUUAAGAAGGCAGAUACGGAAAUCCUAUUGGAUCCAAUUGGAUAAAUGAUCACAUCCUUUCAUAUGUGAGCCUCCUUCUCACGCAGGUUGGUAAGCCUGUGCACUGUAGCUGGUGUCCUGGUACAACAUGGAAGAAAAUAAGACAAUUUGCCCUGAGUGAAAAAUUCAACAGCCCUAAGGUAGUAACUCUAGAGGUAACUGUGAAGAAAAUUCUCUCUCUUUCGAUUUAUAUGUUUCUCCACAGCACUAAUGCUACUCUUUCUUGAGUUGCAAAGUGGUUGUAAUAAAUGCAAAAAAAAUAUCACUUUUUAAAGAGUUUAUCAUGCUAGAAUAUAGUGACGUAAGAGGGAUGGGUAAGUCAUGGAAAAUGUUUGAUCCAUCAUUAGCUUUCUUUCCCCUUCAGGUUCUGGCAAAUAAAGUUGGAAAAAGGGAUUUUCUUGGAAGUGAGUGUUUAAAGUUUGCUCUUUAUUUUCCUCCCUCAAGCCUGGUGUUUUAUUUUUUGAACUGAUUGUAAAGUUAGGUUUUGUAUUCACCUCUUGUGCUUCACUUGAUAAGCUGCUUCACUGAAAAGCUGUUUAUGCAAUGGUUCUUGUUCUCUUGGAUUCAGCUCAGAACAGAAGCAAAGCUGAGCCCAUUCUGGAUUUCUUCCUUGUUUUUAGAAACCUCUUCCAGAUGGAAGAAAUGCAUGUACAGAUUUAAACAAAUAAUGGGUGGGUGUUUCGGUAAUAAAAAUAUUUGCUUAAAAAAGUG
This is a messenger RNA of Anolis carolinensis (green anole), 3109 nucleotides long. RefSeq names its product CD82 molecule (gene cd82). The transcript is spliced from 9 exons. The coding region runs from base 173 to 967 and encodes 264 amino acids. Lineage: Eukaryota; Metazoa; Chordata; Lepidosauria; Squamata; Anolidae. The record is from RefSeq and is a predicted model, not a curated record. Gene Ontology annotation, cellular component: plasma membrane.